This is a messenger RNA of Paramecium octaurelia, 206 nucleotides long. The record is from the annotation of a GenBank genome assembly. Lineage: Eukaryota; Ciliophora; Oligohymenophorea; Peniculida; Parameciidae.
AAAUACUCAAAAAGAAUUAUGCAGUGAUAAUUUAUGAAGAGAUGAAGAAUAAUAAGAAUUAUAAAAAUGAAGAAAAGUCUAUGUGAUGUAAGGUGAUAUAGAAAAUAAAGGUGUUCAUAAAAUUAUUGUUGAUAUUUCCCUAAAAACAAAUAUUUCUCAAAUAAUGAAAAAAGUAACUUUUUUAGUAUUUUAAGAAUGAGAUAAUG